Messenger RNA from Canis lupus familiaris (dog), 2683 nucleotides. RefSeq names its product 5-hydroxytryptamine receptor 1E (gene HTR1E). Gene Ontology annotation, cellular component: dendrite; plasma membrane. Gene Ontology annotation, molecular function: neurotransmitter receptor activity; G protein-coupled serotonin receptor activity. The transcript is spliced from 3 exons. Lineage: Eukaryota; Metazoa; Chordata; Mammalia; Carnivora; Canidae. Gene Ontology annotation, biological process: chemical synaptic transmission; G protein-coupled receptor signaling pathway, coupled to cyclic nucleotide second messenger. Bases 1093 to 2190 code for a protein of 365 amino acids. The record is from RefSeq and is a predicted model, not a curated record.
UCCCAUGUCGGGCUCCCUUCAUGGAGCCUGCUUCUCCCUCUGCCUGUGUCUGUGUCUCUCAUGAAUAAAUAAAUAAAUCUUUAAAAAAAAUAAAACUAUAAAAGUAUCAACAUCUGCAAAUGGUGAGAAGGUUCUCAGUCAAAACUUCAAUAAGGAAAAAUACGGAUAAUAUAUGUAUAAGUGGAACACCUGCAAUGCUUGGCAUCCCAUCUGAUUUUCCUGCUUUGAUAAAGGAAGAAAUUACAUGUCCUGUAAAUAAUUAUGUCAACGCUUCAGAUUUAAUUCCCUACUAACCAUCAGAAAGAUGUCUAGUCUAGUGUUGUGGUUCUUGUCAAAACCUAUUAAUAUAAAGGAAUAUAAAGUUUUUCUCUAUUACAUAUAUGAUUGCUGGAUUUCUAAAAAGUAUUCUUGAAACACAAUAUAACUUAAGGCAAAACUUUUAGAGGAAAGGAAUACCCAUUCUCAGAGUAACUCAAUAGAGUUAAUUCAUGGUUUAUGUUAAUUGACAGGUAUUUUUAGCUGAGGUAAAUCUUUCUAUAUACUUCCUACAGGUGCCAUUAUAAAACUACUGGAAAGAUCAAUCAAGAACAUUAGUUACCUUCCCAAAACCCAUUUCUCCUUCUUUCUUCCUAAUAGAGUCCUGAUUUUGUUUGGCUAGCUCUGCCCUCCCUCCCACUCCAACCCAGUGACUGAGGGAUAACAGACCUCACUGUCAAGUUGUUCCUGCUUCAUUGAAAGUAGUCAACAUAUGACAUUGGUUUGGCUCCUGUUGAUUUUAUAGCCACACGAGGUCUAAAUUCAAUACUGUCACACUAAGGAUGACAGAGCAGAAAUACAAGAAGAAUAUGGAUUCUUGAUUACUGAGUCAAUCAACCUGACCAGAACUAAUUCUACUUCUGGACUUUCUGUUAUGAACCCUCAGAAGAAAUGCUGUGGUACUUCCCUUUACCUAUAUAAAAUGGAACAUAAGAAACUACAUAGCUGAAGAAACUACAGUCUUCUUAUAAAUGAGAGGUUUGAAGUCUAAGUAGUUUCCAGCUGAGGGAAAAGAACCAGCUGCCUCUCCACAGUGUAGAUUGAAACAGGGUAAACAUGAAUCUCACUAACUGUACCACAGAAGCCAAUGUGGCUGUGAGACCCAAGACCAUCACUGAGAAGAUGCUCAUUUCCGUGACUCUGGUGAUCAUCACCACCCUGACCAUGUUGCUGAACUUGGCCGUGAUCAUGGCCAUCUGUACCACCAAGAAGCUCCACCAGCCUGCCAACUACCUGAUCUGUUCCCUGGCUGUGACAGACCUCCUGGUGGCAGUGCUCGUCAUGCCCCUGAGCAUCAUGUACAUUGUCAUGGACAGCUGGAAACUAGGGUACUUCAUCUGCGAGGUGUGGCUGAGUGUGGACAUGACCUGCUGCACCUGCUCCAUCCUCCAUCUCUGUGUGAUUGCCCUAGACAGGUACUGGGCCAUCACCAAUGCUAUUGAAUAUGCCAGGAAGAGGACCACCAAGAGAGCUGGGCUGAUGAUCCUCACCGUCUGGACCAUUUCCAUCUUCAUCUCCAUGCCCCCUCUGUUCUGGAGGAGCCACCGUCAACUCAGCCCACCACCCAGUCAGUGCACCAUCCAGCAUGACCAUGUCAUCUACACCAUUUACUCCACACUUGGAGCCUUUUAUAUCCCAUUGACUUUGAUACUUAUUCUGUAUUACCGGAUUUACCAUGCAGCCAAGAGCCUGUACCAGAAAAGAGGAUCAAGCCGGCACUUAAGCAACAGAAGCACAGAUAGCCAAAAUUCUUUUGCGAGUUGUAAGCUUACACAGACUUUCUGUGUGUCUGAUUUCUCCACCUCAGACCCUACUACAGAGUUUGAAAAGAUCAACACCUCUAUCAGGAUCCCUUCCUUCGACAAUGAUCUAGAUCACCCAGGAGAACGUCAGCAAAUCUCUAGUACCAGGGAACGCAAGGCAGCACGCAUCCUAGGACUGAUUUUGGGAGCAUUCAUUUUGUCAUGGCUGCCAUUUUUCAUCAAGGAGCUGAUUGUAGGUCUGAGCAUCUACACAGUGUCCUCUGAAGUGGCUGAUUUUCUGACGUGGCUUGGCUAUGUUAAUUCUCUGAUCAACCCUCUGCUCUACACAAGUUUUAAUGAAGACUUUAAGCUAGCUUUUAAAAAGCUAAUUAAGUGUCGAGAACAUACUUAGACUGCAAAAAGCUGAAAGACAUUGUUUUUACCAGCCUCGUGAAUGGACAGAGGAAAGGGGUUCAACUUCUUAAUUCUUGAACAUAGUUGGUUCAGGAAAGUUUGUAAGUUCGUGUGGUCUUUCUGUUUAUUUGUUCUGUUUUGUCUGAGGUGUGUCAUCUGGUGUGCAGUUUUCUACCUCUGGCUUUAUUUGUGGUACACGAUUUCAAAUAAACAUUAUCAUAUAAAGACAGAAAUUUCAUAGAAGUAAUAAUAAGGUGAAAUAGUAACUACUUUUUUUUUUUUAGCCAUUUCAGUUAAUCCUGCAAUUAAAGAAUGCCAAAAUGAAUCUUCAUUUGCAGAAUUUCUUAUUACUUAUAAAUCAAAUAUCUGACAACUUAACCUCGGGUGGCAUUAAAUCUGAGGUCAUGGUUCCAUAUGCGUGCAAAUUUUAGUAGGAAUUGCAUGACUACAUAAAGCAUUAAUAAAAAAAAAUAAAAAGUGGUGUGCUGUCA